This is a messenger RNA of Polypterus senegalus (gray bichir), 1337 nucleotides long. It is a transcript of the gene rmdn1, whose product is annotated as regulator of microtubule dynamics 1. The record is from RefSeq and is a predicted model, not a curated record. NCBI's taxonomy places the organism in Eukaryota, Metazoa, Chordata, Cladistia, Polypteriformes, Polypteridae. Gene Ontology annotation, cellular component: cytoplasm; spindle microtubule; mitotic spindle pole. Gene Ontology annotation, molecular function: microtubule binding. The coding region runs from base 125 to 1042 and encodes 305 amino acids. The transcript has 10 exons.
GGGUUAAGGAUUUUUAAGUUUCUGUAUGCACAUACCAAGACAACAUACUUUGAUGGGAAGUGAGAGCUGUUAACUCAGCCACAGUUUGCUUUCCUUGUUUUUGACAUCUGUGGCAUCAAAUGUGAUGAGGCAACAGAAGUGUCAGGACACAGACAGCUAUCCCCAAGUAAUGCUACUGAGCUGGACAUCCACCAGUCUUCUAUCUGAAAUAUCUAUAAAGGGGAGCACCCAACCUCUGAAGGCAUAUGGACAUUUUGUAUUUUUGUUACCAGUGGCACCCUUGCCCUGUCUGUUUUAUGAAGCAUAUGGCAAGAACCUCCUAUUCAGAGUGGUCCAUGCGAAAGAAAAAGAUGAGGAUAUCCUCGAACAAGCUGAUUACCUCUAUGGCACUGGAGAAACUGACAAACUUUAUAAACUGCUAAUUCAGUACAAAGACAGUGAUAAUGCUGAAUUUCUAUGGCGUCUGGCACGCACCACAAGGGACUUGAGCCAGAUGAGUAAAACAGUUGCAGAAGACAAGAAGAAACUAACAUAUGAGGCAUUUGAAUAUGCAAAAAAAGCACUGGAAGCCAAUGAAGCCUGUUUUGCAGCACAUAAGUGGUAUGCAAUUUGCAUUAGUGAUGUUGGUGACUAUGAAGGAGUCCGGAAAAAGAUUGGGAAUGCUUUUAUUGUGAAAGAUCAUUUACUGAGAGCUAUUGAAUUGAAUCCAAAAGACGCUACGUCAAUCCACAUCCUUGGACUGUGGUGCUUUGCAUUUGCAGAACUGCCCUGGUAUCAACGUAAAAUUGCUGCUGUGCUUUUUGCAACUCCUCCAACAUCUACAUUUGAAGAGGCCUUAACCUAUUUCCUGAAAGCAGAGGAUGUUGACUCUAACUUUUACAGUAAAAACUUACUGAUGCUUGGGAAGUCCUAUAUGAUGCUGAAUAACAAAAAUGAAGCCCUGUUUUGGAUUAAUAAAGCAAAAGAUUAUCCAGCACACACUGAAGAGGAUAAGCAGGUUCAAACUGAAGCAGCUGAUCUUCUGAAGAAACUCAGUGGUUAAAAGCGCGUUGUCAGAAUUGCCACAAACCAAACGACACACUGGACAUGUGCUGAGCUGGCAAAGGCCCAGGUUGAGUGCCAUCCAUUUUACAAACCCAAAGCGUCCGCUCUCUGCUGUACUGCAGUGGUCCACGAGGGGCCCGUAUAAACACCACGUACUUCUAUCCUCCUCUGUAAAGGAAAAAUACGAUAAUGAAAUGUUCAGUCGUCACUUGAUAAGCAAGCGGACGCAACGUCUGAGAAGUCUUAAUCUCUUUAUGAUAAACCCUGUGUGCAGACAGACCUCUCCUCACGGA